CCCAGGUCGUCUAGCCUCUGCCUGCCGAGCAGCGUCUGGGCAGCUCCAAAGACUCCGGGAGUUUGUGGACCUCUAUCCAAACAGGAGGUCUGCGCUGCACACCGCGUCUCCGGAUCUCCGUGGAGUCCGCUGGCAAGCUGGCUCCGGAGGGACUUGAACUUGAGUUCAGAUGGCCAACUCCCUCUGAAUCCUGAAGAUUGGUGCUGAGCAGGCAACAAAAGUUUGUAGCUUCCCCUCAGUUUCUGGUGCUUCACAGGGGAGAGCAGAGGACUUUGGCAUUAAACACAAGAAACAGUCAGGGAACAGUCUCCCUUAACUUUUCUCCUCUGUUACCAUUUGCCAUGAAGAGGAAACAGAAGAGAUUUCUGCAGAUGACUUUAUUAUUCAUGGUGGCUUUAAUUUUCCUCCCCAAUAUUGGUCUCUGGUCUCUGUACAAGGAUAAACACCUGGUGAAAUCUACAGAGCCUGGGGAACAACAGACAUUCCCACUGGGCCUGGGAGAUGGGCAAUUCUAUUCAUGGACAGAUGGUUUGAGAAGAAAGGACUGGCAUGACUAUGAGAGCAUUCAGAAAGAGGCUAUGCGCUCAGGGAAAGGUGAACAUGGGAAACCUUACCCCCUCACUGAAGAGGACGGUGAUGACUCAGCUUACAGGGAAAAUGGUUUCAACAUUUUUGUCAGCAAUAAUAUUGCACUAGAGAGGUCCCUGCCAGAUAUCCGCCAUGCUAACUGUAAGCACAAGAUGUACCUGGAGAGGCUGCCAAACACCAGCAUCAUUAUCCCAUUUCAUAACGAAGGUUGGACUUCACUCCUGAGAACCAUACACAGUAUAAUUAACCGAACCCCAGAGAGUCUGAUAGCAGAAAUCAUUCUAGUAGAUGACUUCAGUGAUAGAGAACACUUGAAAGAUAAGCUGGAGGAAUACAUGGCUCGAUUUUCCAAAGUGAGAAUUCUUCGCACCAAGAAAAGGGAAGGACUCAUCCGGACCCGACUCCUGGGGGCAUCUAUGGCCAGAGGAGAGGUGCUAACGUUCCUGGACUCCCACUGCGAGGUCAAUGUGAACUGGCUGCCCCCACUCCUCAACCAAAUUGCACUAAACCACAAAACCAUCGUGUGUCCCAUGAUCGAUGUCAUUGACCACAAUCACUUUGGGUAUGAGGCACAAGCUGGGGAUGCCAUGCGAGGAGCCUUCGACUGGGAAAUGUACUACAAAAGAAUACCCAUCCCUCCAGAGCUCCAGAGGGCCGAUCCCAGCGACCCUUUUGAGUCCCCUGUUAUGGCUGGUGGUCUCUUUGCUGUGGAUCGAAAGUGGUUUUGGGAAUUGGGUGGAUACGAUCCAGGUUUAGAAAUCUGGGGAGGAGAACAGUAUGAAAUCUCUUUUAAGGUUUGGAUGUGUGGAGGAGAAAUGUUUGACGUCCCGUGUUCUAGAGUUGGUCACAUCUACAGGAAGUACGUCCCUUAUAAAGUUCCAUCUGGGACCAGCCUGGCAAGAAACCUGAAGCGGGUCGCUGAGACAUGGAUGGAUGAAUUUGCAGAAUACAUUUACCAGAGGCGGCCCGAGUACCGGCACCUCUCCACUGGGGACAUCUCAGCCCAGAAGGAGCUUCGAAAACAGCUGAAGUGCAAGGACUUCAAAUGGUUCAUGGCUGCCGUGGCCUGGGACGUGCCUAAGUACUACCCUCCGGUGGAGCCCCCACCAGCUGCCUGGGGGGAGAUUCGGAACGUGGCAGCAAAUCUCUGUGUAGACAGCAAGCAUGGAGCCACAGGAACAGAGCUAAGGCUAGACAUCUGUGUCAAGGAUGGCUCUGAAAGGACAUGGUCUCAUGAACAGCUCUUUACCUUUGGAUGGAGAGAAGAUAUUCGACCUGGUGAGCCACUGCAUACCCGAAAGUUCUGCUUUGAUGCUAUAUCACACAACAGCCCUGUUACACUCUACGACUGCCAUGGCAUGAAGGGGAACCAGCUCUGGGGGUACCGGAAGGACAGAACAUUAUUUCAUCCUGUGAGCAACAGCUGCAUGGAUUCCAACCCAGCAGAAAAGAAGAUUUUCAUGGCCAGAUGUGACCCCCUAUCUGAGACUCAGCAGUGGAUUUUUGAACACAUUAACAUGACUGUUUUAAAAAAAUUUAGCUACCAUGUCAGCUCCUAGAAAGAAGAAAGAAAGAAAGAAAAAAGAUAGACUAUCUACAGAUUAUGAACUAAAUGUUAGCCAGCAUCUGGGUCAAAGGAGUCAGGAAUAACAUUUCCUAGAUCCAGGAAGCCUGGUUUAAUGAUUUGUAAAUGCCACGUCUAAGUAGGUUGUCCUGAAGAACUUCCUGCAUCUGAAGAACUUGGCUAAGAACCUCACCAGCUGCUUCUGAGAACUCGAGACUAGCAGUUCCCUUGCUGGCCAAGGGUGAAGAUUAUUUAGAGACUUUUCAAAACAACUGCUGAGUUAAUAAAUCCUAGCAUUUCUCAGGUCAAAUCCUGCAGUAGUGAGUAGCUAUGAAUGGAUCCUAUUAAUAGGGCGGGAGGGGGGUGGAAACAGAGUGCAUGACUGCUCUGACAACCUGAGGAUACCACAGGUUUAGAACUAGCCACGCUGAAGGGGUGAGUUGUCCUCUUUGGUGCCAUUCUCUGACUAAGAAUGGGUUAAGCAGGUUUAACCCUUACAAGUGCUGCAGAUGAUUUUAGAGUGCUCAUACCUUUCUGCUUUGUUUUAUUUUUAAACAAGUGUGGCAUAUCUAUAAUGACGUAAAUUACAUAAUGAAAUGGACUUCCAGUUUUCCCAUUCUCUCUUUUACAUUUGUCAUUUUCCUUUUAGAGCAGAAGCUAGUUAUUAUUUAUAAAACUUCAUGCUUCAUAAGUCAGUUGAGAUUCUAAUUCAGUGCCCUUGUGUGAAUCCAGUUAAAAAUAAAAAUAAAAAUAAACUAUGCUAUCAAGUUACUCCAAAGAAAGAUUUCACAGAAGCAGCAAAACCAUAGAAAGGUAUAGGAAAGAGAUUUCCCUAGGAAAUCUAUUUUUACUUUUCUAUUAUUUUUAGAAUUUUAAAAGUCUGAUGUUUGUCCCAUCAUUUUUAUUAAGGAAGGAAAUGGAGUGAAGUUGAUGUAAUUUGUUUAGGAAAGUCUUAAACCCAAAUAAAUUCACACUCCAAAUGACAUAUGAAAAUGUCUUUGUUCACUUCGAUUCUAUUUAACCAGUGCUGGGAAUUUAGAAGUGGUUUUAUUUAAUUAUUUGUUUGGGGAUUUUUACAUUUGUUUUUCUAUGUUGUUGGUAUUAAUGAUGUUAUUAUCUUAUUUGGAAUCCCUUAAGAGGUAUUACCAUUAAUAAAGUGCUUCUGAUGUCAAUUUCUGUUAAUGGGGCAAUAUUUCAGAAAAAAAAGGAAUGACUGAAAACUAAAUGGAGUAAUCUUUAAAAGAAUUGUUUACUUUUCAAUAAUAAUGAGAUGGGGGAAGAAUAUUUAGGUAUCAAGAUGCAUCUCUACAGAAAAGAUUCAUAUUUAUUCUAUUUUUCUAAAGCUCUUUCAGAUACAAGAAUGUUUUUAUCUUGUUUUUAUUGUUUUUCUUUGAAUUUGAUUUUCCUGUUAAUAUUGUCUUAGAUAUAGACUACUGAAUGUUAGAACCAGAAGGACUCACAAGAUCUAAUCCCUUUGGGGUUUUUUUUAGUUUUUUUGCUUUUUUUUAGAUAAACAACAAAAGCCCAGAGAGGCCCAACUCCUGCAGAACUGAUGGGUCUUUUGAUCUUAAGUCCUGCUGUGUCUCCUGCAGUGUACUGUCUCACUCUUUUGUCCAAGAUAGUUCAGAUUAUUACUCCGAUUUCACUUGAAAUUUUCAGUCACCAUAUAUAAAAAUGUUGUACUUUCUUGGCAAUUUCCCUCCAAAUAGCUUUCAUGUUUAGAAACCUUAAUAUAUGAAACUUCUUCUUGUAAAUGUUCAUUAUUUUGUUCUCUCCUCAAAACCUAAUCAAAAUGUCCAGUUAAGCUUCCCUGCUAAUAGUUGAGAAAGAGUUAUUUCACUAUCAUUACUGAUUUUUUAAAGCAUUCUUUUGAAGACCUGCUCUUUUUAAACUGAUUG
Messenger RNA from Heterocephalus glaber (naked mole-rat), 4050 nucleotides. RefSeq names its product polypeptide N-acetylgalactosaminyltransferase like 6 (gene Galntl6). Gene Ontology annotation, biological process: protein O-linked glycosylation. The record is from RefSeq and is a predicted model, not a curated record. Lineage: Eukaryota; Metazoa; Chordata; Mammalia; Rodentia; Bathyergidae. Gene Ontology annotation, molecular function: polypeptide N-acetylgalactosaminyltransferase activity. Gene Ontology annotation, cellular component: Golgi apparatus.